AAUGGGUAUCCUUCUUCAAGGCAAGUAUAGUUCUCAGAUUUCUCUCAUUCAUACGAAGCUCAUAGGCAUUCUGGCAGAAAAAUAUGGUUAUGACGCUGUGGAUAUCCGACACCUCCUUGACCAUCCUGAUCAUGAGGAGCCCACGCGAGCAAACAUGAUAAAAUACAUCCUGUCGAUGGUCCGCGAUGCUCGACCCCGAGACCGCUUCUUCUUCCACGUCUCAGGGCACUCAAGUCAAGAAGACACUACCGAUAUUAAUGAGCCCGAUGGAAUGAACGAAGACGCCUCAAGCGCGACAUCCGUAGAUAUACUUACUUGUCUAAACGAGAAGAUUCUAGACAAGGAACUAAAUACAUUACUCGUCAAAUCCCUUCCCCCCGGAGGCUCGUUGACGGCUGUGUUCGAUUCGUGUCAUUCGGGCACGCUGCUCGACCUUGACCAUUAUCUGUGUAACGGGAUUUACCUCCCCUAUGUCAACAAGGGACAUCGAAAAACAAAAGAUCUGUGGCGCAGGCAAGGUCGGCAGGGCGCCUUUUUGCACGAAUCUGGUGCAACUGCUGCCAGCACCUUGAACCGUCAAUCAGGCAGCCGUUUGAAUAACGCGAGCGCUUCAGGAGCCUCCCAGGCUACCUCGAACCCUGCAUCGCGCACCCAGUCAUCGGUCACUCGCGCCAGUAAGCUCACGAAAGGGACAGGAAGUCUCUCCAUCAGGACCGACUUGUUGAAGGGCAACUCGGCCCAAUUCUCGGACAACUCGCGUCUCUAUGAUUCUCCUCAACAGAUCUACCAGUACUGCGACGGAUUUACCUGUCGGAGGUCGCAACAUGGAUCUGCGCAUAUCAACGUGAUAUCUAUCUCUUCCUCAGCAGACAGUCAACGAACGUGGGAGGACGAGAAUGGCAUGUCGAUGACCAUGGCAGGCUCCUCUCCAUCUCCUUUGAAUUUCGAUGCUGACCGCAAACCAUA
Cyclocybe aegerita is the source of this 966-nucleotide messenger RNA. NCBI's taxonomy places the organism in Eukaryota, Fungi, Basidiomycota, Agaricomycetes, Agaricales, Hemipholiotaceae. The record is from the annotation of a GenBank genome assembly.